Molecule: messenger RNA, 3056 nt
Organism: Dreissena polymorpha
Lineage: Eukaryota; Metazoa; Mollusca; Bivalvia; Myida; Dreissenidae
Exons: 2
Coding region: 154-1329 (391 amino acids)
Cellular component (GO): nucleus
Molecular function (GO): DNA binding
Source: RefSeq, a predicted model, not a curated record
AACUAACCUUUAACCGAUGGUUGGGACUUGAUUGUUUUUGUUGAGUCGUGGGUCCUUUUUGAGAUCACGUCACGUAAGAGAACGUUCGUACGUGCUGAAGUUCGUUUCUGGUUAAACGUUUUGAAUAAGUCACCAUUGUUUUACAGAACGAAAAUGCGACACAAACAGAAAAAACCUAUUAAAAUGAAAAACAUGAAUCAGUAUACAUUUGAAAUGAUGAUGGCAGCUUAUAAAGCUGUUAAGGAAGAUCACAUGCCAGUAGACAGGGCGGCUGUGACAUUUGGUGUUCCAAAACAAACAUUAAGGGACAGAGUUCUGAACAAAGUGAAUCUAAGAGCAAAGUGGGGAAAGGAUUCGUUGUUCACAUUGGACGAAGAGGAGCAGCUGGUAAACCAUCUUGAAUCCCUGGCCCAGGUUGGGUAUGUUGUGAAUCGCGCACAAGUGAAUGUUCUUGCCAUUGAACUUGCUGUAAAGCUUGGUAGGCGUAAUUCAGAUGACAAGCUGAGUAAUUUCUGGUACUACGCCUUCCUGAAAAGAUGGGAUCACAGACUGAAGGUCAUCAAACCAAGGGCCCUAUCAUCCACUCCGGCAGCAGCAAUGACCCAAGAAAACAUUGACGAUUACUAUUCUGAUUUGAAUGCUGUUCUUGAAAAGUAUAAUCUCAAGUCAAAACCACAUCUGAUCUACAACCUUGAUGAGACCGGAAUUCAACUGAGACCAGUAAUUACAAAAAUUUCGACUAGUAAAAUAAUAUCAGUUACAUUUCCAAAUACAGGCAACACUACCAUAGUAGCCUGUGUAAAUGCAGCAGGUACUGCUCUACCACCCUACUAUGUAUUCGAAGGGAAACAGAGUGAGACAAACGACACCUUCAUGAAUAACGCAACAGCUGGUUCAGCCUACACCAUGUCAGACUCUGGGUGUGUGAAUAGUGAAGUUUUCAUGAAGUACCUCAAUGAACACUUCUUGAAAUUUGUACAAAGGGGAUCUAGUGACAACACUGAACCCAUCUUGUUGAUUUAUGAUGGUCAUUCAUCACAUGUGUCGCUUGACGUUGUACAGUGGGCCAAAGAGCACCAUCUGAUCCUUUUUGUACUCCCACCGCACAGCCCACAUGCUCUUCAACCGUUAGACAUAGCAUGCUUUGGGCCAUUUAAGACCGCUUUCCAUAGGGAGUGCAAAUUAUAUAUGGAAAAAGAAACUUUAACAAAGGGUAGAAUAAUAACGAAGUAUAAAAUUGCAGAGUUAUCAGGGAAAGCAUACUUAGAGUCAAUGACACCAGUCACAAUCCAGGAAGGUUUCAGAAAAGCCGGAAUAUCACCAGUUUGAUGCAAACAUGUCCCUAUUGAGAGAAUUAAUCCAAAAGAAGACAUGCAACACGGAAACCUCGAGCAUGACAAUGCAAAAACAGAGAUAAUUUUUUAUUGUAACUGCACCCAAAACAAGACAAUCUCAAACCAAACUUGAUGAAUACAACACAAAAGAAACAAUAUAAGGAGGAAAAUAAAUUACAGAGAACAAAGUGUACAACCAGUUACAAGAAUACAAACUUGAAAAGAAAAAUUGGAAAAAUAUGUACCUUUUAAAAAUGAUGUGUUUUAACAUUUAACAAUUUCACACAUCUUUUAGUAAGUACAUGUACUUACUGACUUGGUAAGAAUUUAAUAUUUGCAUAAGUACAAUUUAAGUUUUGUGUUUCCAAGUACUGGUAGUUGAUAUGUUCUCAAUGCCAUUUCAUAAUAUUUAUGGUUCUUGAAAUUGUGUUCAUCUAAAAUAUAGAGAAACCAUUCAUUCUGAUUUUGUAUCAUUCAAAUCAGUCUAAUUUUCAUUCAAAUAGUUCAUCUAGUUCGGUCUGGUCUUGUAAAUUUUUCAAGUUACUAGACCAGUAGUCUAGUUAUUAAAGAAGUUAAGGAGAAACCUUAAAGAGCCCUCAUGUAAGUUUCUUAAGUAAUGUUUUGAACUUAAAAAAAAAUAAUUAAAUGCUGCAAUUGUGUAUAAUACAUAUACAUGCAUUGUCCACAUUGCACAUGCAUUGUCCACAUUGCAACCUAGAGUUCCCAGUUUAGAUGGGAUCCUAACUCUGGGAGCGUUUACAAAUUUUCCACAAAGACAUCCAGUAAUCUUAAUUCUAAGAAAGCAGAUAGCAGAAUUGCCAAAGGCUUUCCAACUGAAAUAAAAGAAGUAUCAUACAACUGACCUCGAAUAUGAAAAUCUUUACUCAUGAAUGACUUUUAUGACUAAAUUGUGCAUCUCUACAUGUACUUUGUUAAAUUCAUGUUCCUGUUGUCAAAAGAUGCCACUUCCCAUGGAUCACAUGAUUGAUGUAUGAUUUAUACAAUAAAUAGCUUUACAAAUCUUCUCUGAAGCGGCAAUAAUCAGGGGUUUAAUAAUGUUUGUAAAACAUUGUAUAGUGGUCGUCUAAUACGUUUGUUCGAGUCAUUCCCAUGGGGUCAAACUGGUUGUGCUCGAAUGGACACAUAAUUAAUAAUAUAGAUUAAUUGAUUUAAAAAAACUUAAAAUAUCUCUGUAAGAGGUUUAAUGUUAAGUGUGUAAAAUGGUUAUGCUCUACAAAGAUUUGUUUAAAUCAUUACUUGUGGGUCAAAUCUUUUCGUAAACUACAAAGCCCAGACGUUUGGCAUUUUGCAGGUUAUAUUGUUUGUAGAUUCUCAACCAAAUUUGUUCAGAUCAUGUCCUAUAGUAAAAACUGGCCACCAUCUGGGGUUCACAUGAUAUAUAGAGUUUCAAAGAAACAUGAUUUUUUUUUAAGAAUUCUUAAUCUAUAAAAUCAUAAGACCUGAACAGCCUUGAUAUGUGGUACAUAUAUGUGAUAUCAAACAAGCGUACUGUAGAAAGUUAUUUAAAUCAUGCCCUUGGGGUCAAAAUGCCACUGGGGUCAAAUGAUUUAUGUGUACUUUUAUUAUUUAUAGUAAUAAGCUUUAAAAAAUGCUGUCAGUAAAGGCGCAAUAUGUAAAGUAUUUUGUAUGUAACUGUAGUUAAUGUUGUUUGUGUUAAUAAAUACAUGUAAUAUAUCUGUAUUACAGUAUAUUAUGAAAGUU